ACCCUUGGGAGAGGCAUGUGAUUUCUAUGGAGAUAUGAAGUCUUUUCUCUUUCAGCUCCAUCCAAAGGCAUCUAUAUUCAGACCAACUGGGACCAACAACAAUUUACAAUGGUGUACUGUGAGUUUCAGUUCAGGGACCAUUCCAAAUGGCAUUGUGUUUGGAGGGCAAAUUAAUCACUUUGGCCAUGUUCCACUCAGCAGACUUUGAUCAGGGACACACUCUCUCUUGCACAACAUUCAACAGCCCUUGCCUUUCAAAGAACAGUAAAAUCUGCAGAGAACUGAUAGAAUGCUGGGGAGUUGUGAGGAAAGGAAAACAAGAAGAAAGACAAGAUGCUCCUAAAGGUACUGUGUUAGAAAGGUUUAAGAAGGACCGGAAUAUGCUCAGUAUGGUAGGGAUUGCAAAUGCUAGCGAGUAAAUGUGAUCAUCUUUGGCCUGCACAUUUGGAUGUGGCUUCAACAUUCGGAUCAGUGCUUACGGUUAGAAGUCCUGUUCAUUAUCUGUCUAGUUUAAGGAAAAUUGUUUUUAUCUUGAGUGCCUGAUUCCUCAAUCGAACAGAAUUUUAUUUAUUUAUUUAGUUAUUUAUCAAUAUAGCACCUAAGAACGC
Rubroshorea leprosula is the source of this 608-nucleotide messenger RNA. NCBI's taxonomy places the organism in Eukaryota, Viridiplantae, Streptophyta, Magnoliopsida, Malvales, Dipterocarpaceae. The record is from the annotation of a GenBank genome assembly.